This is a messenger RNA of Melopsittacus undulatus (budgerigar), 1842 nucleotides long. It is a transcript of the gene RHBDD2, whose product is annotated as rhomboid domain containing 2. Gene Ontology annotation, molecular function: serine-type endopeptidase activity. The record is from RefSeq and is a predicted model, not a curated record. NCBI's taxonomy places the organism in Eukaryota, Metazoa, Chordata, Aves, Psittaciformes, Psittaculidae. Gene Ontology annotation, cellular component: membrane. The transcript has 4 exons. The coding region runs from base 411 to 1370 and encodes 319 amino acids.
AGGGGUGCAGUUGGCUCGCACCAGGUUGUACUCACAACUGCUGUUUUGCUGGCUGUGGGACUGAGGGAGAGCUCUCUGGCUCCAUCCUCCCUGGGUGCCCAGCUAACCCGAGGUUCCUUCUGCCACCUCCAGGCAUUCUUUGGUGACAAAGCCAGCCUCCUAGCAGCUUAAGUAGUGUUUAUCCUUUGAGCAAAAUCCCAGCUACAACCCCAGUGGUUUUUAUGUCUCCUGCCUUCUCUUUAAAUGAGACUGAAAUUUACUACGGAUGCUGUUUCUUUUUUCCAGGCAACUUCCCAGGAAGCAGCAAGAGUCAGUCCCUAUGUCUGCGAUACCCAAGAUAGAGCUUGUUUUAACUGAUGAUUUAUGCCUGGUUUUAAAGCCCUCAAGUUCUCUUCUACACCGGGAUAGAAAUGAAAGCCAUUAAUCCUUUUUACAGGUUGAUUACCUACAUCUUUGUCUAUGAAGACCUGAUAUCCCUGACCUGUGGUGCCAUUAUCAUCUGGUAUUUUGCGGGCAGCUUUGAGAAGAACGUGGGUACUGUGAAGCACUGCUUCCUCACCAUCACCUUUGCUGUUGUCUCUGCUCUCCUUUACCUCUUACUCGAGCCCAUUGUCUCGAUGGUGUCAGAAGUGGAAGAUGCUAAAGGAUUCAUGCCAGUAGCUUUUGCUACCCUGGGUGUCUCCACCACACGCUCACGGAUGAAGAGAACUCUCUUUUUGGGGGUUAGAGUCCCAGUGGUGCUGGUGCCAUGGACUAUGCUCUGCAUUGCAUGGUUUAUCCCUCAUUCUUCUCUCUUGAGUAACCUGUGUGGGCUCUUAGCUGGGGAAGCCUAUGGGCUUGGCUGCUGUUUCUGCUUGGAUUUUCCAGAGUCAGUGGGCUCUAAGCUGGACCAGGUGUUCCCUUUCAGUCUGCUGAAGAGGAUACCAGGGCUGAAAUAUAUCCCAGGGUCCUCAGCAGAGAGAAGAGCCUUUGAAAGCAGCAAGGUUAACCCUUCACCAGGCACUUACCCAACCCAAAGCUACUACUGCACUUCGCCUCUGGCUUUUCCUGCUUUCCAGAUGCAGCAUCCCAGUGUUCAGAGCCAGGGGUUUCAACACAGCUGUGCUCCAGGCUAUGGUGAGGGAUCUCAGCACAGCCACACUGCAGGACACAGCCUCAUGUCUUCCUCCUAUCAAGCCAGAGGUGCCUUUGGAGGGUGCUACGUGCAGUCCCACACUGGAGCCUCGCCUGGACAGUGCUGCCAGUUCUCCCCUUCACCACAGACACUUGCAGGCCUGGUGCCCCCAGCUGGUGUUCAGCAAGCACUGGGGUAUCCAGCACCCAUGGGAGCUCCUGUUCCAGCUGAACUUUCAGGGGUCCAGGUGUACUGAUGCUCCAGAAAGCAGCAGGACUCUCGUACCAUGCAGGACCGCUGUGCAGCAGUGCAUUGCUGGCCUCUGCUGUAUCUGGGGUGACUGUGAAUGGGCUGGUAGGUCCAGCAUAGACCAUUCCCCUGCUCCCUGGCACAGGAGGCUUUAUUAUGUUUCUUUAAUAAUUAUUUUUUUAAACUCUUUUUUUACCUUUGGAUAUUGCUGGGGGUGGGACUCAUUUCUGUGCUUCUCGUCCUUUUGGAGGCUUGUUUUCAUUGCUGGGUUUAGCAGCUGCCUUUUUCCAUGCUUCCACUCAAGCUGUAGUGCAUCAGCUCCCUGACUCAAGCUAGGAAGUCAAUCACCAAAACACUGGACUAAUCUGGGGUUUAACUAGGCUGCAGUGUUAGGAUGUGUUCCAUCUCUUAGCCUUAACCUCCUAUCUUGUUUACAGGACCCUAAAGAGGUUUUAAAUCAUAAAAGCCUUAGUUUAUAA